This is a messenger RNA of Talaromyces proteolyticus, 2764 nucleotides long. Its product is annotated as Centromere/kinetochore Zw10-domain-containing protein. Gene Ontology annotation, biological process: mitotic spindle assembly checkpoint signaling; endoplasmic reticulum to Golgi vesicle-mediated transport. The record is from RefSeq and is a predicted model, not a curated record. Bases 161 to 2602 code for a protein of 813 amino acids. Lineage: Eukaryota; Fungi; Ascomycota; Eurotiomycetes; Eurotiales; Trichocomaceae. The transcript has 4 exons. Gene Ontology annotation, cellular component: RZZ complex.
GUGCUCUUAUAUCCAUCACGCGACUCCAUGCAAGCUCGACACUGAUGCAAGUCCUUUCAAAAAAUAAGAAACACGACACGAACGCAUGAAUACCUGAUUGCUGCCUCACCACUCCAAACUGCGAAGGCUAUAGGCCUAUCGAUCGACGACGCCGAUCGCAAUGCCCUCCGCCGUGAGCAAGGAUGAAUUGUGUGAAUCGAUACUUGACUUUGCGACCAACGGCACUUAUCCAGACUCUCAAGACCUCGUGUCUUUAGACUUCCCUUUGUCACUCCUCCCAGAAGAGUUGCGACGCAUCUCCGAAGUCCGCGAGCAAGUACAGAAAGAGAUAUGCGCUCUUAGCAAUAACACCAAAUUAGACGUCGAUGGAUGGAUAUUUCAGGCCCGCCAAUUGCAUACAGAUAUUGAGCGAUCGAGGGAUAUAGCGCGAGAAAUCGUUGCGCAACACGAGAGGACGCUGCCACUCCAAGCUGCCGUCAAGGAUGCAUCUGCAAAGGUGAAUUUGGUACAGACCGAACUCACCUUCAACCAAGCGGUCACGGAUGUAUUGGAGAAGGCGCGGGAGUUUUGUUCCCGCAUAGACGACGGCCAAAAAGCUGUCGAAGAAGAGCGUAUCACCGAUGCAAUUGCCUACGUUGAAUCUGCAGAAAGCUUCUUGAAAGACGCGAAGCUCUCGGGGUAUGAUGGCCUGUCAAAUAUUCUUCAUGAGAACGCGUCCCAUCUACGAAAAUCGAUUAUAGAGCUACUCCGGUUGCAAUGGGCUUCUGAAGUACGCAUCAACAAAAAUGAAAUGGCGUUACAUAUCAACAAUGAACCUGACCAAUCGAAACUAUACACGUUAAUUGAAUCGCUUUCGCAGCUUCAUGUCCUUGAAUCUGUAAAUAAUUUUUUUCAGCGCGACCUUAUGGAAUCCAUAAUCCAGCCAAUUAUCGUGUCCCAUGUUCCUGGAGAAGGCUGCGAAGUCUCAGUUGACAAUCACGGUUUGAAAGUAGGGAAAGCAGUCUCUACUUCAGUGUCCGAAGUGUUCAACCGACUUGCUGUGGUCCUCAGUUAUCUUCAGAAGAAACUGCCGCUAUCUAUUUUGGAGCCGCUAUCGCAGAGUAUCAUCCCGACUAUAUCGACGACACUAUGUGACUCAUGGCUCACUCCUUCUAUACCAUUGGACGUGGAUCAUCUGCAGGCUUUUGAAGGAACCUUGACUUCUGUAAAGGACUUCUGUGGGUUAAUCGAAGGGUUCGGGUGGCAUGGCCAAGAAAGUCUUGCUUCUUGGAUUGACCAAUUCCCUCGUUUAUGGCUGACAUGUCGAAGAGUUGAUUCGCUGGAUCAAGUCCGCAAGAUUUUAAUCCAUAGCAAUGGCGCAACGAAGGAAGUCACCAGGGUUGAAAAACAGAUGGUAACGAGCGACGACGACGUUUUACUCGAUUCUGGUGCAAUGGACGAAUGGGACGCUGACUGGGAUGAUGAGAACGAAGAGGAACCAAAACAAGCAGCAACAGAUGAAGAUGAUGUCAGUGCUUGGGGCUUAGAGGAUGAAGCAGAAAACGAGGCAAAAGCCGACGACGAUGCAGACGAUGCUUGGGGCUGGGGAGACGAUAAUGAGGAUCGGAAUCCUGUAGAGAAGGAGGAAGCUCCUCUUCGAAAUCCACACCAAGAAAAGAGCUCUUCAAAACCCACGGCAGCCAAGGAGAUCACGUUGACAGAAACAUAUAUGGUGACAGACAUCCCAGACUCGAUCAUUACGCUUGUUAUGCGACAAAUUUCGGAUUCGCAGUCUCUGUCCGGGCCAGAUUUUUCCACAAGUCGUGUCGUCUCCUCAAAAACUGGUCUCACGGCACUACCGACACUAAUUCUAGCAAUGUUCAAAGCAAUAGCCUCAUCAUUUUAUUCGUUGAAGCUGAACGCCGGAAACAUACAUUUGUACAACGAUAGCAUGUAUCUGGCGGAGCAGGUUCGCAAUAUUGUAACGGAGCAGCAGAUGGCAAGAUUAUUAUCUGACGUCGAUGGCCUAGAACGAUUUGCCAGAUUAUCUUAUAGCAAAGAGAUGCAGACGCAGCGCACAAUUGUAACAGACCUGCUCGAUGGAAGCCAAGGUUUCAUUCACUGCUCGGAGCAACCUUUCCUCAAGGAGUGUGAAAACGCCAUCGACGCUACGGUUGACAGGAUUCGCGAUUUGUUCAAAGAAUGGAAGGGAAUUUUAUCUCAUUCGGCACUGCUUCAGGCCAUGGGCUCCCUCGUUUCCACGGUCAUCAACAAAACUAUCAUUGACAUCGAGGAUUUAUCUGACAUCUCUGAGGAAGAGUCUCAGCAGCUGCUGUCAUUCUGCAACAAACUUUCAAAGCUGGAAGACAUGUUCAUGCCAGAACCAGCUACCGAUGGUGUCUCCACAGCGGCCGUCUACGUACGAAACUGGUUGAAGUUCCAGUAUUUGAUAAGCAUACUCGAGAGCUCUUUGGCUGAUAUUAGAUAUCUCUGGACGGAGGGAGAGCUGAGCUUGGAAUUUACGGGUGGCGAGGUCAUAGACCUGAUCAAUGCGUUAUUCGCAGAGUCGGACCAUCGACGGAAGACAAUAUCUGAAAUUCGUCGCACACACGUGGGGACUUGAUACGAGCAGUAUAUGUCAUAAAACAGUAACACUUCCUUCAACAUUGGUAUUGAGUAUGUCAUUUUGUAUAAAUAAUAGAACCAAGUACUACAUCCUAUACAAUUGAUGUUAAAUUUAGUAUGAUAAAUUCACCCCAAAAUUAUGGCUUGAAAUUAUAAAAUG